CGCGAAUCGGGUUUCUUUCCCCGGACUUUCAUUUAUAAUGAUCAGCGGAAGCAACCUACUGCAAUUUCGGCCUAGGCCUCCCGCCCUUGCGCCCUUCGAGAAGAAUAUUCCUCACGCCUCAAUCAUCAUCUUGAUUUGAGCUUCUCCUUCACCACUACUUGCAACAACAGUGCUCGACGAGUGCCCUCAUCUUAUUGGAGACUAUUGCGAACGCACGAACUGUGCUUAUACCAUCGAUAUGACGAAUGCCGUAGAAACGCUCGACCUUACGAGGCUCGAUCAGACAGUACUCCGCGUAUACGUCCGCCAGCUACUCAUCUUCCCGUUCCCUGAUCCAGCAUUUAGGAAGGAUGCUAGUGCAAUACUGGCUGCUGCACUGCUGGCAACAUUCAAGCAGUUUCCCUUCCUCGUUGGAACCGUUGAGCAGACUGAUCCUGCUACUGGCGCUAUGACUGUACGAUAUCCUAAGACGGUCGACUCGGAACUCGUGUCAAGGCUACUUACUACCAAUACGCUGGACAGGGAGGAAAUGGAUUAUCAGUCACUUUGUGAAGCUGGCAUACCGCCAUUCAGGCUACCUGCUAACGACCUAUGCCCAUUUGCGAUGCGAUCGCACCCCGGGAUUGAUGACACAUAUGCUGAGGUCCUUACAACAUUUUCGAAAAAACUGCCGAUACCUGUCUUCGCUGCACAAAUAAACUUCAUCCCGGGCGGACUCGUCUUGAGCGCAUACACGCAUCACUGCGUCGUUGACGGUACCGGAAUCGCGACAAUUUAUGAAGUAUGGAGCGGAAACACUCGGAGCUACGACAGAGGAAUGACAAGCACGCGACAAGCCAACGUCCAUGAGCUGAGUGCUGCGCGGCAUGCGUUGGACACCUUGAUAGCGGACGCAAAGCCGAUGAACCUUUCUGUAUUUCGAUUCCCAGGUGAUCCCAUGCCUCCGCCGCUGCGCGACACGCCGUUCAACGUUAGCGCCAAACUACUUGUAUUUUCGGCGCCUACAGUAUCGAAGCUGGCGGCCUCACUCUCGUCUAUCACUGGUCAGCGUAUCUCUAACUUCACAGCGCUCGCAUCCUUCAUAUGGUGCCAAGCAACAAACGCACGCAGAGCAGCCAUAAUGGCCAAAGGCAUAGAGAAAACAACACUCGGUAUUGCAACCGACCACCGAAAGCGCGUCGGCAGUCUCCUUCCAAAGGACUACCUGGGUAAUGUCGCAAAUGGUAUGAUAGUCUCCGUGCCACUAUCGUCGAUCCCAAAUUCUGGAAGCAUGAACGCGGAGGGCAUAGCAGUCGUUGCCCUUGCGCUCUCGAAUGCACUAGCUGGGGUAGAUUUGGACUGGUUCAGAGCAAUUUUGCUGGAGAUGGCGAAGCAGAAGAAUUCUUCGAAGCUUAUGUUGAAUUGCAAUACCAUGAAUGGGCCUGAUAUCUUCAUUACAAGUUGGCAGCACAUUGGUGCUGACACUGUAUGGGCGAUCCCUGGCACGGCAAAGGAGCAGAAUGGGGAGGGAUGGGCUAGCAAGCCGACUGCUAUCCGCAAACCGCACAAUCUAUGGGAAGGUGGCAUGCAGAUCCUGCCGCGAAGAAAGGGGGAUGAUGCGCCUUAUGAGAUUCCACUGUGCUUGGAGGAAGGAGACAUGGAGAGGGUGCUGCACAGCCUGCAAGAAGGGAAUUGGGUUGAGCGGGUGAUUGAAGCUUGAUUAUGCCUCCUGAGAGUGCACUCUCUACGAAAACACUUCUUUCAUAGAAUCAAGAACAGCAAGAGAGCUGCGAUGCCCAAGGAAGCCCACAACAACUUGUCUUCGAACGGCAGGCAGUCUGUGCUGCUGGUGUCCUCUUAGGUCUCCAGUGCCAGCAUGUUCUCCUCAUCUUGCUGACCUCUACGGACAAGGCCGUAGCUUGAAACAGCAAUUUCUGGGUCGCUCAUAUCGCGUACGGACCACUCUGAGAGCUUCUUGAGGGCGUAAUUGAGGAUCUCGUGAAGUGGAGUGGGCUGUACUGCAACUUAGCAUCAGAUAUUCACGACUAGUCGAAUACUCACUAUGGUGUACGCGUACAUCAUAGAGAGCGAUGACUAAAGAUUUGAAGGAUGAGAAAAUGUUGAUUGUUGAGAGUCG
This is a messenger RNA of Didymella exigua CBS 183.55, 2116 nucleotides long. RefSeq lists its product as uncharacterized. NCBI's taxonomy places the organism in Eukaryota, Fungi, Ascomycota, Dothideomycetes, Pleosporales, Didymellaceae. The record is from RefSeq and is a predicted model, not a curated record. Gene Ontology annotation, molecular function: acyltransferase activity, transferring groups other than amino-acyl groups. The coding region runs from base 239 to 1699 and encodes 486 amino acids. The transcript has a single exon.